UGACGUCACGUGACAUAGCGUCAGAAACCCGGAAGUAAACAUUCUAAACAAUUUAGAGAGUUGAUUCUCAAACAGCUCUGAUAUUCUAUUAUUAUAUUUAUUUUCUGUGGAGGAAAAAAAAGGAAACCUGAUUCCUGCUACUUUUCAGACAACGUCAUGAUGCCCGCUCUGAGCAGUUCAGACGGUGGAGGAAUCUCAAACAAUAAAGUGAAAUAUUCCAGAUUAGCAGACAGUGAUGAAGGUUACAUCGACCUGCAGUUUAAGAAAAGUCCACCUAAAGUUCCUUACAAGGCCAUCGCUCUGGCGACGUUCCUCUUCCUGGUCGGAUCUUUACUGAUUAUUAUCGGCUCUCUGCUCCUCACCAGGUACAUUCAUGUGGAGAAUCCAGAAAGGACAAUUCCAGUGCUCAUCAUCGGCGUGCUCGUUUUCCUUCCCGGCUUUUAUCAUUUGAGGAUCGCUUUCUAUGCCGCUAAAGGUUACCGUGGUUACUCCUACGACGAUAUUCCUGAUUUCGACGACUGAUUCCUGAUUCCUGAUCCCGAUCCGUACCGUAAUGGUGUUACACAAGCUGCAUGUUUUUUUUCCCUCACUGAGAUUUACUUCCUGUGAAACACACACACACACACACACACACACACACACACACACAUUAUAUAUACAUUAUUUAAAAUACAGUCCAAUAUUUCCUCUGAUCUGUAAAUCAAAGUUCAGCAUUAAACAUUAAAAGCCGAAUGAUUUGCCUUUGUACACAUUUCAUGUUUCAUGUUUAUGUAUAAUGUGUUUAAAAUAAACUAUUUUAUGGUUUUUCUGUUGUUCAAACGUUUAUAUUACGCAUUAUGUAGUUUGCUCCCAUUGUAUUUACAUUUCUAUUAUUAUUAUAAUUUUUUUUUUUUUUUGCACUUUUUAUAGGGUAACAAGUGCAAAAGUUUUUGCACCCCCCAUGUUUUUGUUAUUGUUCCUUUAACUGUUCGCAGGUAAACACAUUUAUUUAGUUUAUUUAUUCAAUAGGAAAAUGUUAUCAUUUGAAAAUGGAGAAAAUUCUUUACAAAUAAAAAGCUGUUCAGAGAUGAAUUUGGGGUACAAGAUCUCAAAAACAUGGCUAUAACGGCUUUGAUAUAUUUUAAUAUAUUUUUCAAAUAUCUGUUGUGAUGUCUUAAUGUACGAUGAUGAAAAUAAAAAUAAAGACAGAAGCAGAAACUUUA
This is a messenger RNA of Silurus meridionalis, 1202 nucleotides long. It is a transcript of the gene tmem230a, whose product is annotated as transmembrane protein 230a. The transcript is spliced from 4 exons. Gene Ontology annotation, biological process: synaptic vesicle transport. The coding region runs from base 157 to 522 and encodes 121 amino acids. The record is from RefSeq and is a predicted model, not a curated record. Gene Ontology annotation, cellular component: endomembrane system; synaptic vesicle. Lineage: Eukaryota; Metazoa; Chordata; Actinopteri; Siluriformes; Siluridae.